GAUACACGCGAACCUCCGUAACCUAAGUUUUUAAAACGUAUUUACAUGUUACUUGUUGCCGCUCUACCAUUUUCAGUUUACUUGGUUUAAAAUUAUUGUUAAUCACUUGUGUAAAAAUUCAGAAACAUUAAUACACAAUGUCUUUUUCGUUUGGUACACCAAGUACUACAACAGGUACACCUGCACCAGACUCAAAUCCUACCGGCGGUUUUACUUUUGGAGCAAAUUUAGGCGCUGGUGAUGCCAAAGCAGCUCCAACAAAACCUUUGGGUUUUGGUGCUCCACAAACUUCAACUCCUUUACCAACUUUUGGUGGUUUUGGAGCUGCUCCAGCUGCAACACCACAAAGUACAGGCUUCACUAUAGGUGGUACAUCAGCAGCUACAAAUUUAACAAAUACUUCUGGGCUUGGCACAACUCCAAGUACAUUUAAUCUUGGAGCAACACCAGCCAGCACUGGUUCAGCUUUGGGUGGAGCAUCUUCUACUCCUGCUGCAGGAGGGUUUUCUUUGGGAGCUACGCCUACAGCAGCAUCAGCAUUCAAGCUUGGUGGAGCAGCUCCUGCUGCAGCAGCAACUACUGCAACAUCUGCACCUGGUUUUGGAUUGUUGGGAACACCAAAAACUACUAGUACUGCAGCAACAACCACAGCAUCAGUUGGUUUUAGUUUAGGAGGCAGCCUGGCUGCUACCACUGCAACAGCCCCAGCAUUAAAUUUAGGUGGAAGUUUAACUGCAACUACUUCUGCUAGUUCAUUUGGGUUUGGUGCAAGUACAGCUAAAACUACUACAACUGCAACAGUUACACCAACAUUUUCACUGGGUGGUGCUGCUAAAACUACAGCUACAACAGGUUUUUCUUUGACUACACCAGCAUCUACAUCAACAACGGCUCUAACGACCACAACAAGUGCCAUCCCAGCUACGGGAAAUCUCAAUUAUGGUCAACUGGUCGACGCCAUAAAUAAAUGGACGAUCGACUUGGAAGAACAAGGAAAAUUGUUCUCCAAUCAAGCAAAACAAUUGAACGCAUGGGAUCGUCUGCUGGUCUCUAAUGGUGAGAAAGUUUUAUCACUCAACAGCGGCAUUGAACGCGUCAAGCAGCAACAGCAACAACUCGACCAAGAGUUAGAUUUUGUGCUUGCACAACAAAAAGAACUCGAAGAUUUAAUCAAGCCGCUGGAGAAGGAGUUGAAUGAGAUCCCGCUUACGGACGUCGACCGAGUGCAUACUUAUCAGCUUGCCGAAAAUAUGGAUACGCAAUUGAAACAGAUGUCUGAAGAUUUGAAAGAAAUCAUCGAGCAGUUGAACGAGUCGAAUAAGACUCAGGAAAAUUCCAAUCCGAUUACUCAAAUUAGGAAAAUAUUAAACGCUCAUAUGGACUCGUUACAAUGGAUCGACAGACACACAUCGAAAAUUACGGGUCAUCUGGAUCAGAUUUCGAAGAUGCACGACUUACACCGGCAGUCGCAUGAACACAGCCUUAAGAAGACUUAUGACUGAAUCAAGGUAUAAUUUCCAAUAAACUAUUUCUCUUUUCGCCAAUAUAAAUAAAAAUAAUUUUAAAGUU
Dalotia coriaria is the source of this 1569-nucleotide messenger RNA. It is a transcript of the gene Nup62, whose product is annotated as Nucleoporin 62kD. Bases 138 to 1502 code for a protein of 454 amino acids. Gene Ontology annotation, molecular function: phospholipid binding; structural constituent of nuclear pore. The record is from RefSeq and is a predicted model, not a curated record. NCBI's taxonomy places the organism in Eukaryota, Metazoa, Arthropoda, Insecta, Coleoptera, Staphylinidae. The transcript is spliced from 5 exons. Gene Ontology annotation, biological process: RNA export from nucleus; protein import into nucleus. Gene Ontology annotation, cellular component: nuclear pore; nuclear pore central transport channel.